AUACAUAUACUUUACACAUACUAUUAUCCAUCAUAAUUAUUACAAACCAUAAAUCAAAUACAAGUUACAACUAUUAUAUUUAGUUUUAUUCUCAAACAGUCAAAUAUUAAUGCUAAUAGUCGGUCAUGUAAGAUGAACGCUUUGUAAUUUCUUUCUCAAUGGCUUGGCUAGCUUUAGCAAUGUGACGUGCCUUCGCAGCUUCAGCUUCUUUUGCUAAUCUCAUUUCAUGGGCUACCUCCAUCCUCACUUUUGCAAUCUCCUUCUCCUCCUAAAAAAGAAAUACCAACAGAAAUAAGAUAUGCAAACAAACAAGAUUGAUGAUUGAAGCUUUCUUUGAGUCUAACAAUGGUGCGCACUCGAGUGAACUCCUCAGUUACUUCCACUGAUGCAAAUGAUAAUCCAGUGGUCGAUGCUCCUUCAAACAUUGCUCCGCCACCAUUGCAGACAUCGACUCACACCAUUCCUAAAGCUCCUGCUUCAGCUCCUCAAAAUCACUCUGCUCUGAUUGAUCGACCAGCGUACGAGGAUGUUAGAAGUCCCUACUACCUCAGCACUGCAGGUCAUCCAGGUUUAGCCUUGGCCACACUAGUUCUUACUAAUCACAAUUUCCAACCAUGGAAGCGUGAUUUCAAAAUUUUAAUAGGUGCGCACAACAAAACCCCUUUCCUUGACAACAGUCUUCCCAAACCUCCUCCCCAAGAUCCUCUGUUGAGUUCUUCGAUCCGUUGUAAUCAAAUGGUUCAAUCUUGGAUCCUUCAUUCCGUCUCUCCCAAAAUAAGGAGCAGUAUCAUGUAUCUUGAUACUACACUCGAAAUGUGGUCUGAACUUCACAAUAGAUUCAACCAAGGGAACAGUUCUUGCAUCUUCAAACUUAAUGAAACCUUGACCUUCUUGCAUCAAGGAGAUGACUCGGUGAGUGCUUACUUCACCAGAUUAACUGCUAUUUGGGAUGAAAUCAAUCAAUUGCAUCCAAAGGUUCCUUGUACUUGUUUGGCUGCUGCAAAAACCCAAGAAUAUUUGAAUAAUGAUCAGGUAUUAUAAUUUCUCAUGGGUCUCAAUGAAAUCUACCAUGUCGUCCGUGCUCAGGUACUUCUUAUUGACCCUUGCCCCCCUCUCAACAAAGUUUUUUCUAUGAUUUUUCAUCAAGAACAACAACAAACCCUUAGCAAUCGCAACACCACUCCUCUUACUGCCACUACUACCACCACUGCCCCAAAUCCCAUAGCUGAUUCUCUUGCAGCCAUGGCUUCAAGAACCAAACGUAUGCGCCCUACUUGUUCCCAUUGCCUAAAACCUGGUCACCUUAAAUAUAAAUGUUACUUUCUUAUAGGAUUUCUUCCUGAUUAUGGCAACAAAAGGACUAUUGAUACCCCUAUAUAUAGCUGGAAACAAGACAAUGACAAUACCUCUAAAAACCCUCCCCACACUUUACAAUGUUUUGUCACAACAAUUGAAAAAAACCCCCUCAGCUCAUACCAACACAAUGUCAACAAAUUAUUUCAAUAUUGACUCAACAGUUACAACCAACUACUUCUACAUCCCAAGAUACUUAUGUGAUUGUGACCAAUUUCUCUGGUAAUAUCAAUCAUUUUCCUUAUAAUUUCUAGAUAAUAUAUAGUGGGACAACUCAUCAUGUUUGUUGUGACAUUAGAUGUUUUUCCUUUUUUGUUGCAAACAAACAUUCUAAAUCUGUGACAUUACUUAAUGUUACCUCUGUCAAUAUUGAAAGAAUUGGAACUAUUAUCAUCAAUUCCAGACUUA
Messenger RNA from Cannabis sativa, 1761 nucleotides. RefSeq lists its product as uncharacterized. The transcript is spliced from 2 exons. Bases 346 to 1041 code for a protein of 231 amino acids. NCBI's taxonomy places the organism in Eukaryota, Viridiplantae, Streptophyta, Magnoliopsida, Rosales, Cannabaceae. The record is from RefSeq and is a predicted model, not a curated record.